AAAGGGGACUCCAGCUCAGCUACGGGUUCCUCACGCAGCUUACGCGCCGAGCAGAACCACUCUCUUCACCAUGGUGCACUGGACAGCCGACGAAAAGCAGCUCAUUACCAGCCUGUGGGGCAAGGUCAAUGUGGAGGAAUGCGGCAGCGAAGCCCUGGCCAGGCUGCUGAUCGUCUACCCCUGGACCCAGAGGUUCUUCUCUACCUUCGGGAACCUCUCCAAUGCCGAAGCCAUCCUCCACAACCCCCACGUCCAUGCCCAUGGCAAGAAGGUGCUGACCUCCUUUGGGGAAGCCGUGAAGAACCUGGACCACAUCAAGCAAACCUUUGCCACUCUGAGCAAGCUGCACUGCGAGAAGUUGCAUGUGGAUCCUGAGAACUUCAAGCUCCUGGGUAAUGUCCUCAUCAUUGUCCUGGCCUCUCACUUUACGAAGGAGUUCACUCCUGCCUGUCAGGCCGCCUGGCAAAAGCUGGUCAGCGCGGUGGCCCAUGCUCUGGCCCUUGGAUACCACUGAAUCAUCUGGAGGGACCCACCAGCGGGAGGUCUCCAGCUACCUCUGCACGGAUGGGAAUCCCCUCCUGGGAGUGAGAGGCUGUAACAACCAAAUAAAAACCUUCUGCUGAA
Chrysemys picta bellii (western painted turtle) is the source of this 624-nucleotide messenger RNA. RefSeq names its product hemoglobin subunit beta. The record is from RefSeq and is a predicted model, not a curated record. Gene Ontology annotation, molecular function: oxygen binding; organic acid binding; heme binding. Gene Ontology annotation, biological process: hydrogen peroxide catabolic process; oxygen transport. NCBI's taxonomy places the organism in Eukaryota, Metazoa, Chordata, Testudines, Emydidae. Gene Ontology annotation, cellular component: blood microparticle; hemoglobin complex; haptoglobin-hemoglobin complex.